Salvia hispanica is the source of this 3412-nucleotide messenger RNA. Its product is annotated as protein NRT1/ PTR FAMILY 5.10-like. The record is from RefSeq and is a predicted model, not a curated record. Gene Ontology annotation, biological process: dipeptide transport; transmembrane transport. NCBI's taxonomy places the organism in Eukaryota, Viridiplantae, Streptophyta, Magnoliopsida, Lamiales, Lamiaceae. Gene Ontology annotation, cellular component: membrane. Gene Ontology annotation, molecular function: tripeptide transmembrane transporter activity; dipeptide transmembrane transporter activity.
AUGAUUAUCUGAAAAACAAACCAACACGAAAAACACGAGCUAUUUUUUCCUGCUCCACCUCUCGCCGGCGCUAGAUUCACCAGCAGCUGCUGCAAUGGCCGAUGCGGAAGCUCCUCUGCUGGACGACGUCGUCGAAGGAUCCGUCGACUUCAAAGGCUGCCCCGUUUUCCGAUCCAAAUCCGGCGGCUGGAGAUCCGCUUCCUUCAUCAUAGCCGUGGAGGUGGCGGAGAGGUUCGCUUACUACGGAAUCAGCUCCAAUUUGAUAAGCUAUUUGACCGGACCGCUGGGGCAGUCCACCGCCACGGCGGCGGAGAAUGUGAACGCGUGGUCGGGAGCGGCGUCGCUUCUGCCGCUAUUAGGCGCCUUUUUGGCCGACUCGUUUUUCGGUCGGUAUCGGACGAUUAUCGCGGCUUCUCUGCUGUAUAUUGCGGCACUUGGAAGCUUGUCACUCUCAGCUGUCAUUUAUUCUAUGAGUUCAUCCGACUGUGAAGUUGCAGCCGGUAUGAAAGCUUGCUCUCCGUCUCAGUUUCAAGUUGUUCUCUUUUUCUUCUCGUUGUAUCUAGUCGCAUUCGCCCAGGGCGGGCACAAGCCUUGUGUCCAAGCUUUUGGAGCUGACCAGUUUGAUGAACAAGAUCCGGUAGAAAAAAAGGCAAAAAGCUCGUUCUUCAACUGGUGGUACUUUUCGUUUUGUGCUGGUGUUUUGGUGUCACUUUUCAUUUUGAACUACAUCCAAGACAAUUUGAGUUGGGGACUUGGCUUUGGCAUCCCCUGCAUUGUCAUGGGCCUAGGCCUGAUUGUGUUUCUUCUCGGAAGUUAUACAUAUCGGUUCCCAGUACAAAGUGACGAGAGAAGCCCGUUUCUCAGAAUUGGUCAAGUGUUCGUUAGAGCAUGUAGAAAUUGGAGGACUACUCAUUCUGCCAUAGACGUGGAAUUGGAAGCUGAGGGAAUUCUCCCCUACGAAGGCUUUCAGCAAUAUAAGUAUCUGAACAAAGCUUUAGUUUCACCUGAUGGCUCUAAACAGAAUGAGAAAACUUGUAGCAUAACUGACAUAGAAGAGGCGAAGUCGGUUCUCAGGCUUGUUCCGAUAUGGGGCACAUGUUUAGUUUACGGCCUAGUGUUUUCACAGUCAUCCACUUUAUUCACCAAACAAGGCGUCACAAUGGACCGUCACAUCAUCUCAAGCUUCCAAAUACCGGCUGCUUCGCUUCAGUCUCUCAUAAGCUUCUCCAUUGUCGUCUUCAUCCCCAUCUAUGACCGCAUCGUACUCCCAAUAGCUCGAGCCCUAUCCGGGAAACCAUCAGGCAUAUCAAUGCUUCAGCGUAUUGGCACUGGAUUGUUCCUGUCCUUGCUCUCCAUGGUGAUCGCAGCUCUAGUGGAGACGAAGCGUCUCCAAAUAGCUGCCGAGUAUGGGCUGGUGGACAUGCCAACGGCCACGGUCCCUAUGAGCGUGUGGUGGCUGGCACCUCAGUAUCUGCUUUUUGGGAUCUCCGACGUUUUCACAAUGGUUGGCCUCCAAGAAUUUUUCUACGAUCAAGUUCCUAGCGAGCUGAGAAGCAUCGGUCUUGCUCUCUAUCUCAGCAUAUUCGGCAUAGGGAGUUUCAUCAGCAGUUUUCUCAUCUCUGUCAUUGAGAACGCCACCAGUGGCGAGGGCAAGGAAAGCUGGUUCGCAGACAACUUGAACCGGGCUCAUCUAGACUAUUUCUACUGGCUGCUGGCCGGGCUCAAUCUUAAGACUUUAUUAGUAAGCGAUGCUUCCGCCGUCAGGGGAUGCGUUGACUUCAAAGGCCGCCGCGUUCUCCACUCCAAAUCCGGAUGCUGGAAAUCUGCUUCCUUCAUCAUAGGCGUUGAAAUGGCGGAGAGAUUUGCUUACUACGGAAUCAGUUCCAAUCUGGUCAGCUAUCUCACCGGUCCGCUAGGCCAAUCCACGGCGUCCGCGGCGGCGAACGUCAACGCGUGGGCGGGGACGGCGUCGCUCACGCCGUUGCUCGGCGCCUUCGUCGCCGAUUCGUUUCUCGGCAGAUAUUGGACGAUUAUCGCUGCCUCUCUCCUCUACAUCUUGGGAUUAGGUUCACUGUCAGUAUCAGCAGCUCUCACUCCAUCCGAUUCCUCAUCUCCUCCUCUGAUUGGUGUGAUCUUCUUCUUCUUCGCGCUGUAUUUAGUCGCAUUUGCAGUAGGCGGCCACAAGCCUUGCUUGCAGGCGUUCGGAGCUGACCAGUUUGAUGAUGAGAAUGUGAAAGAGGUUCAAUCGAAGAGCUCAUUCUUCAACUGGUGGAAUUUUUGCUUGUGUAUUAGCACUGUGUUAGGUUUGUUGGUCUUGACCUUCAUUCAAGAGAAUCUGAGUUGGGAACUCGGCUUUGGAAUCCCCUGCCUCGUGAUGUGUUUUGCACUGUUUGUGUUCCUGUUUGGGAUUGGGACAUACAGAUUCCGUGUGAAGAGUGAUGGAAGGAAUCCGUUUGUGCAAAUCACUCGUGUCCUCGUGAAAUCUCUGAAAAACCGGCGUGCUGCUGCCCUGGAAGGUUUGGCUAUUGAGGAGGAGGAAGCUCACUCUAGGUUUAUUGAUCACGCGUCGCUAGAGGCUAAUGGAGACGAAGCUUGUGAUAUCGAAGAUGCAAAGGCGAUUCUAAAGCUUCUCCCGAUAUGUUUAGCAUGUUUGCCUUUCGCCGUUGUGUAUCAACAAUCCACAACACUCUUCACCAAGCAAGGAUCCACUAUGGACCGCCACAUAACGAGCAACUUCCAGAUCCCAGCAGCCGCCCUCCAGGCCUUCACGCCCGGAUCCAUCAUCCUCUUCGUUCCAUUCUACGAACGAGUCCUAACCCCCCUAGCCAGAUCCAUAACCCACAAACCAACCGGCAUAUCACUCCUCCAAAGAAUAGGCACUGGCCUAGUUCUUGGCAUAGUCUGCAUGGUUGUUGCAGGCUUCACCGAAAGAAAACGCUUGGAGACUGCUCUUGAACACGAGCUGUUUGACUUGCCUAAGGAGACUGUCCCGAUGAGCAUAUGGUGGCUGGUGCCUCAGUACCUAAUUAUGGGGGUUGCUGAUGUGUUGACGUUUGUUGGCCUUCAAGAAUUCUUCUAUGAUCAAGUUCCUGGUGGGCUGAAAAGUAUGGGGCUUGCUCUGUCCUUCGGUGUGGCCGGGAUCGGUGGCUUCUUGAGCAGUUUCUUGGUGUCUGUCGUGGACAAGGCCACAGGUGGACGCGGCCAAGAUAGUUGGCUGUCGGAUAACUUGAAUCGGGCUCAUCUCGACUACUUCUAUUGGCUGCUGGCAGGGCUUAAUGCGUUGUCAGUUGCCUUGUUUGUCUACUUUGCCAAGUCUUAUGUUUGUAGCAAGAGAAGCACUGUGUGAAAUUGCUGAGGUUUUGUGUUCCUCUAAAAUCUUCUCUUUCAAAUCAUACGGAGCAUGUUUUCUUAA